AUGGCGGCAGCGGCAGCCGCCGUGGGUGUCAGACUCCGGGACUGCUGCAGCCGGGGCGCUGUGCUCCUGCUCUUCUUCUCCCUGUCCCCUCGGCCCCCCGCCGCCGCCGCCUGGCUGCUGGGCCUGAGGCCCGAGGACACCGCCGGAGGCCGCGUGUCCCUGGAGGGGGGCACCCUCCGCGCGGCAGAAGGCACCAGCUUCCUCCUGCGGGUCUAUUUCCAGCCCGGGCCCGCGGCCCCCGCGGCGGCGCUGGCGCCCGCGCCCACCCUCUCCUCGGGGGCGAACGGCACGGGCGACCUGGCCCCGCGGCUCGUGUUCAUCGAGGAGCCGCCGGGCGGGAGCGGCGUGGCGCCCAGCGCCGUCCCCACGCGCCCGCCGGGGCCGCAGCGCUGCCGCGAGCAGAGCGACUGGGCGUCGGACGUGGAGGUGCUGGGGCCCCUGCGCCCCGGAGGCGCGGCCGGCUCGGCCCUGGUGCAGGUGCGGGUGCGGGAGCUGCGCAAGGGGGAGGCGGCGCGGGGCGGCGCGGGCGGCGGCGGGAAACUCUUCUCGCUGUGCGCCUGGGACGGGCGCGCCUGGCACCACCACGGCGCCGCCGGCGGCUUCCUGCUGCGCGUCCGCCCGCGGCUCUACGGCCCCGGCGAGGGCCUGCUGCCCCCCGCGUGGCUGCGCGCGCUCGGGGCGCUCCUGCUGCUCGCGCUGUCCGCCCUGUUCAGCGGCCUGCGCCUGAGCCUGCUCUCGCUGGACCCCAUCGAGCUGCGGGUGCUGCGGAACAGCGGCUCGGCCACCGAGCAGGAGCAGGCGCGCCGCGUGCAGGCGGUGCGGGGCCGGGGCACGCAUCUGCUCUGCACGCUGCUCCUGGGCCAGGCCGGCGCCAACGCGGUGCUGGCCGGCUGGCUGUACACCUCGCUGCCGCCGGGCGUCGGGGGCCCCGGGGGAGACGAUGACGACUACGGCGGCGAGGCCGGGAUUCACUUCCCGUGGCUGCCGGCGCUCGUGUGCACCGGCGCCGUGUUCCUGGGCGCGGAGAUCUGCCCCUACUCCGUGUGCUCGCGGCACGGGCUGGCCAUCGCCUCGCACAGCGUGUGCCUGACCCGGCUCCUGAUGGCGGCCGCGUUCCCCGUGUGCUACCCGCUGGGCCGUCUGCUGGACUGGGCGCUGCGCCAGGAGAUCAGCACGUUCUACACGCGGGAGAAGCUGCUGGAGACGCUGCGGGCCGCGGACCCCUACAACGACCUGGUGAAGGAGGAGCUCAACAUCAUCCAGGGCGCCCUGGAGCUGCGCACCAAGGUGGUGGAGGAGGUGCUGACCCCGCUGGGGGACUGCUUCAUGCUGCGCUCCGACGCCGUGCUGGACUUCUCCACCGUGUCCGAGAUCCUGCGCAGCGGCUACACCCGCAUCCCCGUGUACGAGGGCGACCAGCGGCACAACAUCGUGGACAUCCUGUUCGUCAAGGACUUGGCCUUCGUGGACCCCGACGACUGCACCCCACUCCUCACCGUCACCCGCUUCUACAAUCGGCCCCUGCACUGCGUCUUCAACGAUACUCGGCUGGACACGGUGCUGGAGGAGUUUAAGAAGGGGAAAUCUCACCUGGCCAUUGUCCAGCGGGUGAAUAAUGAGGGAGAAGGGGACCCCUUCUACGAGGUGAUGGGCAUUGUCACACUGGAGGACAUCAUAGAGGAGAUCAUCAAGUCAGAGAUACUGGAUGAAACUGACCUCUACACCGACAACCGGAAGAAGCAGAGGGUCCCACACCGGGAGAGGAAGCGGCAUGACUUCUCCUUGUUUAAGCUCUCUGACUCGGAGAUGAGAGUGAAGGUCUCCCCGCAGCUUCUGCUGGCCACACACCGCUUCAUGGCCACAGAAGUGGAACCCUUCAAGUCUCUGUACCUCUCGGAGAAGAUCCUGCUCCGGCUCCUGAAACAUCCCAACGUGAUCCAGGAGCUGAAGUUUGACGACAAGAACAAGAAAGCCCCGGAACACUACCUCUACCAGCGCAGCCGCCCGGUGGACUACUUCGUGCUGCUGCUCCAGGGGAAAGUGGAGGUGGAGGUUGGUAAGGAAGGCCUUCGCUUCGAGAAUGGAGCCUUCACCUACUAUGGUGUCCCCGCCAUCAUGACCACUUCUUGCUCAGAUAAUGAUGUGCGGAAGGUGGGAAGCCUGACUGGAUCCUCUGCCUUCCUAAACCGCUCCCCUUCACGCUGCAGCGGGUUGAACCGCUCCGAGUCUCCCAACCGUGAGCGCAGUGACUUUGGGGGCAGCAACACCCAGCUGUGCAGUAGCAACAACCUCUACACUCCUGACUACUCAGUCCACAUCCUCAGCGACGUGCAAUUUGUGAAGAUCACGCGGCAGCAGUACCAGAAUGCGCUCACCGCCUGCCACAUGGACAAUUCACCCCAGUCCCCCGACAUGGAGGCCUUCACUGACGGGGACUCCACCAAGGCCCCCACGACCCGGGGCACACCCCAGACCCCCAAGGAUGACCCUGCUGCCAUCCUCCUAAACAGGAACAGCCUGCCAUGCAGUCUCUCCGAUGGGCUGAGAAGCCCCGGCGAGGUCGUGUACCUGAGGAUGGAGGAGAUGGCCUUCCCCCAGGAGGAGAUGACAGACUUCCAGGAGCACAGCCCACAGCAGCUCUCGGUGUCUCCUGCAGCCAUUCCCGCAAGAGCAGCAUCGGAGAGUGAAUGUUGUAAUAUCAACCUGGAGACAGAGACCAGUCCCUGCAGUAGUGACUUGGAGGAAACCAUGGGCAAGAGGCUGCUGAGAACCCUGAGUGGUCGAAAAAGAAAGAGGUCACCCGAUGGAGAGAGAGCUUCUGAGGAGAACUCCAAUUUAACACCUCUCAUCACAUGA
Pipistrellus nathusii (Nathusius's pipistrelle) is the source of this 2856-nucleotide messenger RNA. The record is from the annotation of a GenBank genome assembly. NCBI's taxonomy places the organism in Eukaryota, Metazoa, Chordata, Mammalia, Chiroptera, Vespertilionidae.